AUGCGCAAGUGCUUCAGCACAUGCACAAGAGUUUUUAGUCAUGAAAACCCCUUAGGUCUCCCUCGCUCUCCUGCACCAGGCGGCAAAGGACCACCACCUACACUCCCACGCGCCCAACGCAGUCUCCCUCAAAAGCGCCCGCUGCGCAAUGUGCGACACACCAUCGCCGUUUCCUCCGCCAAAGGCGGCGUCGGCAAGUCCACGCUAGCUGUGAACCUUGCGCUCUCCUUCUCCAGGCAUGGUUUGCGGACGGGGAUUCUGGACACGGACAUCUUUGGCCCUUCGAUCCCCACGCUGCUCGGGCUUUCAGAUGCGGGCGAGCCAAAACUCACACAACAAAACAUGCUGGUUCCUCUAACGAGCUACGGACUCAAGAGCAUGUCCAUGGGCUACCUAUUACCGAGCGAGUCGGCCCCGGUAGCAUGGCGCGGGUUAAUGGUGAUGAAAGCUUUACAACAACUCCUGCAUGAAGUCGACUGGUCUCCGGGGCUCGACGUACUUGUCCUUGACCUCCCACCCGGCACGGGCGACGUGCAGUUGACAAUUGGCCAACAAGUCGAAAUGUCCGGGGCAGUGAUUGUGUCGACACCGCAGGACAUUGCGUUGAAAGACGCCGUCAAGGGCGUGGAGAUGUUCCGCAAGAUGCACAUCGAGGUGCUGGGCAUGGUGCAGAAUAUGAGCGUCUUCGUGUGUCCACACUGUCACCAGGAAACCAGGAUCUUCGCCAACAGUCGCGAUCAGAACGCGCACAACGGCCUAGGCGGGGCGGAGACCAAAGCUCAAGAAUUGGGCGUCGAUUUUCUGGGCGACAUCCCUCUGGAUGCCAGGAUUUGCGCCGACGCAGACAGGGGCAUGCCUACGGUCGUCGCCGAAGAGGCAAGCGGUGUGAAAGUCAACACGGGCUAUUAUGAACGUAUUGCCGAGAAAGUUGCCCGAAAGAUUGGGCUAAGCUGGCAAUGA
Cladophialophora bantiana CBS 173.52 is the source of this 960-nucleotide messenger RNA. RefSeq lists its product as uncharacterized. Gene Ontology annotation, biological process: iron-sulfur cluster assembly; mitochondrial respiratory chain complex I assembly. Gene Ontology annotation, molecular function: ATP binding; ATP-dependent FeS chaperone activity; 4 iron, 4 sulfur cluster binding. The record is from RefSeq and is a predicted model, not a curated record. The coding region runs from base 1 to 960 and encodes 319 amino acids. The transcript has 2 exons. Lineage: Eukaryota; Fungi; Ascomycota; Eurotiomycetes; Chaetothyriales; Herpotrichiellaceae. Gene Ontology annotation, cellular component: mitochondrion.